AUGGUAACUAUAGACCUUAAUGGUGAACCUGCUGUGGAAGAAGAAACCAUUGUGAACAUUCCCACGUCCAACCCCCCUGCCGUAGGCAUGUCCAUUAAUUCCGGUCACGAGUUUAGUGAAUUUUGUCAUCGUUAUGCCUAUAAAGAGGGGUUUGAGAUGUUUGUGAAAAGUAAUGUUAUUAGAAAGGAGUACAAAGACAAGGGUGUUAGUAAAAUAGGUUUUGGAGAUCUUGAGGCUAGGCCGCAUAUGAUGGAACGAAUCAGAUUAAAAUGUAAGAAGGGUGGUGUUAAAUCAAGUAUUGGUUCUAAUGUUACUGGUUGCAAGAUGUUUGUUUAUGGGACGCAGAAGGACGGAGAGUUUAUAAUAAUUAGUUGUGACUUAAAGCAUAAUCACCCUCUUAGCCCCAAUUGCAGUAGAAUGAUGGUUAACUACCGUUGCAUUGAUGGUCCUACAUUCGAUAGGUUAAUGAUAAACGAAAGGGGGGGAGUUAGUAUUAGUAGAAACUUUGGCACUCAAUUGAUUGAAAAAGGGGGCUUUGAUAAUAUUACUUUCAACAAAAAGGAUAUUAGAAAUGCCAUAGCAGUUGAACGGCGUAAAACAAUGUUUGAGAAAGGUGAUGCUGCCGGUCUUGAAGAUUACUUCAAAGCACAACGAGAACUUAAUGGGGAUUUUUAUAGUUCUAUUCAACGUGAUGGUGAAGGUAUUUUAAAAAAUGCAUUCUGGUCUGACGCGCGUAGUAGAGGGACUUGCAAAUAUUUCGGUGAUGUUAUAAGUUUUGACACAACUUUUUCAAGCAACAGGUAUCGUAUGCCAUUUGCUCCUUUUGUUGGCGUAAACCACCAUGGAAAAUCGACUGUAUUUGCGGCCGCUUUAAUCUCACAUGAGGAUACUGAAAGUUUUGUUUGGGUGUUUGAGGAAUGGCUAAAGUGUAUGGGUAAGCCUCCGAAGGGCAUUUUGACUGAUCAAGAUAGGGCAAUAUGUAGUGCAAUAGGAAAAGUCUUCCCCGGUGUUCCACACCGACUCUGUUUGUGGCAUAUGCCACAGAAUGCAUCCCGGAAUCUCGGUAAGCUAGCCGACUGGAAAAGCAUUGAUACGCUGAUCAGAACAGCCGUGCAUGAUAUGCUCGAUCCCGAUGAGUUUGACGAGGCUUGGUGUCUUGUGAUGGAUAGAUAUAAUCAACGAGGUAAGGGUUGGAUGCAGGAUUCAUACGACAACCGUCGGCAAUGGGCACCAGCCUACAACAGAGGCACAUUUUGGGCUGGAAUGUCAUCUACGCAGAGAAGUGAAGGUAUGAAUCGUUACUUCAAAAUUCAUGUAGACUUAGAAUGUGGAUUACUCCAAUUUAUUAAAAACUACGAGUUCUGUAUGAAGAUAAAGGCACAGGAAGAGAAGGAGGACAAUUUAAAAAGUCUAGAUACGCCUCCUCGACUAGAUGUUGACAAGAGUGUGUUAGCUGAGUAUGUGUUUCACAAGGUUUACACCAAUGAGAUGUUUGUUGUAGUUGUUAAUGAGCGUAAAGGUUUAACCCACACAAACGUGACUAAACUUGACGCACUAGGGUCACUUGUUAUUUAUAGAGCAGACGAGAAGCUAACCUCUCCUCAUUGGAGGAAAAGGUUUAAGAGCUACAAUGUUACAGUCGAUAAGGUUAAGGGGGAGUUAUCUUGUUCAUGUCAAAUGUUUGAAUUUAGAGGUAUAUUAUGUCGGCACAUGCUAAAAGCUAUGGAUGUUGAGGAUUUUCAAUUUAUACCGGAGAAAUAUAUACUAGAUAGGUGGAGUAAGCAAGUGAGGUCAUAUGAGACUAUUAGGGUUUCGUACUUUGAUCCUGAAGAAUCAAAACGGUUAGCAAAAGCUAAAGAGCUAUCUCAAAGGCAUAAUUAUUUGAAAGACUUAGCAAUGCAAAACGAAACUGCGUACAAGUUGUAUACCGAAGGUACUGACGUACUUAGGCUAAAAAUGGAGGAUGCGGUGGGUAUUAGGAAAACUGGUGACGUAGGUGAUGUUUCCAUCUGUUGGUGGGAUCCCGAUGCACGUAAUGUGUUUGGCCGUCGUAGGUUACGGCCAAGAGAGUAUAAUGAACGCGCCUUAAGAAGGACAGUUGUACCUCCCGAAGAAGGUGUGUUGAAAACCCCUAUUGAUAAGAGGCAUGUGGGACGGUCAAAGAAAGGACCUUCUUCGAUCUACGACAAAACUAAGGGGAAGCAAGCAUGUUCGCACGCUGAGACUGCAGCUAACGAGGAACUUAUUAGGUCUAUGUAUGGACAUAUUCCUACGUACCGGGCUAGGCAAGAACACGCCAACAACCUUCACGACGUUCGUGUACAUCCGCAAUACAACGGACCUGUUUUAGAAGACGUUCCCGAAAGUUCACAAAUCAAUUUAUCUGAAGAUAUAUCCCAGAUUUUCGAUUACGAAACCUAUGAAUGGCGCAGUAGAAUGGGAGGAUGGAUGACAUUGUAG
This is a messenger RNA of Spinacia oleracea (spinach), 2460 nucleotides long. Its product is annotated as protein FAR1-RELATED SEQUENCE 5-like. The record is from RefSeq and is a predicted model, not a curated record. Gene Ontology annotation, molecular function: zinc ion binding. NCBI's taxonomy places the organism in Eukaryota, Viridiplantae, Streptophyta, Magnoliopsida, Caryophyllales, Amaranthaceae. The coding region runs from base 1 to 2460 and encodes 819 amino acids. The transcript has 3 exons.